Messenger RNA from Prunus armeniaca (apricot), 1779 nucleotides. The record is from the annotation of a GenBank genome assembly. NCBI's taxonomy places the organism in Eukaryota, Viridiplantae, Streptophyta, Magnoliopsida, Rosales, Rosaceae.
AUGGGUAACGAAGCCCUUCAAAUGAGUCUCCCGCUAGUCCUCUUGACGAUCCUUACACUCUCAGCUUCUUCAGCAACAGCUUCAGCGAGCGAUCGCAGCUACAAUGUAGGAGAUCAUGUUCCCUUUUUCGUCAACAAAGUUGGCCCCUUGAACAACCCCAGUGAGACCUAUCAAUACUAUGAUUUGCCAUUCUGCUGCCCAGAUCCGGUUAUCCAAAAGAAAGAAUCCAUUGGGGAAGUUUUGAAUGGUGAUCGUUUGGCCAACACCUUAUAUCAGUUGAAUUUCAGGCAGGACAAAAAUUGGGAGAGCUUGUGCCAGAAAAAGCUUAAAGUUGCUGAAGUUGCGAAAUUUAGGGAUGCUAUCGUUAAUGAUUUUUACUUCCAGAUGUAUUAUGAUGAUCUUCCAGUGUGGGGUUUCAUUGGGAAAGUUGAAGAUGAGAGUUGGACUAUUAGUGACAAGGGGACCAAGUAUUAUCUAUUCAAACAUGUGCUGUUUGAUGUUUUUUACAAUGGGAACCAAAUAAUAGAAAUACGUGCUUUUAGUGAUCCAAAUCAUGUUGUUGAUAUAACAGAAGAUGUUGAUAUUUACGUUGAGUUCACUUAUUCGGUUAAAUGGAAUGCAACAUCUAUUCAGUUCCAGAACAGGAUGGACAGAUAUUCAAAGGCCUCAAUACUGCCGGUCCGCCUGAAAAUUCAUUGGUUCUCAUUUAUUAACUCCAUUGUCAUCAUUGUGCUUUUGAUGGGAUUGCUUACCUUGCUAAUAAUGCGACGCCUCAAGAAUGACCUGAGAAAGUGCUCUAAUGAUGAAGAAGAAGACAAGGAGGUUGGUUGGAAAUACAUUCACGGUGAUGUUUUCAGAUAUCCAUCCAACAUGCCCCUGUUUUGUGCUGUCUUGGGUGUGGGUACCCAACUGCUCAUCAUGGUCUGCAUCUUAUUUUUUCUGGCAUUUUUUGGAGUCCUCUAUCCCUACAAUCGUGGAGCUCUGUUCACUUCUCUUGUCUUUAUAUGUACUCUUACCUCGAUUGUCGCUGGAUACACUGCUGCUGCUUUCCACACUCAAUUUUCUGUGAUUGGAUGGGAGAGGAGUGUUCUUCUAACAGCAAUUCUCUACCUGGGCCCAUUGUUCGUGACAUCGUCUAUCCUUAAUACAGUUGCUAUAUCUUAUGGGGCAACAGCUGCAAUACCUUUUGGCACCCUCCUAGCAAUUCUUCUUAUAUAUGCAUUUCUUGCCAUCCCAUUGCUUGCCUUGGGUGGGGUGAUUGGAUAUUGUUUAAGGUCUGAAUUUCAAGCACCUUGUGCUACAAAGCAAUUUCCAAGAGAGAUCCAACGAUUAGCUUGGUACAGGAGAACACAUUGUCAAAUGUUUAUCGGUGGUCUAUUGCCGUUUAGUGCAAUUGCCCUUCAGUUACACCACCUGUAUGCAAGCAUGUGGGGCUAUAAAAUUUACACUCUACCUGGAAUUUUGUUUCUUACAUUCAUCAUCCUCAUCAUAAUGACUUCAAUCUUGACUGUCGGUUUGACAUACAUUCAGCUUUCUGUUGAAGACCAUGAAUGGUGGUGGAGGUCAGUGUUGUCUGGGGGUUCAACGGCUAUUUUUAUGUUUGCCUAUAGCAUUUACUUCUAUGCCAGAUCAAACAUGACGGGUUUCAUGCAACUAUCCUUCUUUAUUGGCUAUAAUGCUUGCAUGUGUUAUGCGUUCUUCUUAAUGCUUGGUGCCAUUAGUUUCCGUGUUUCCUUGAUAUUUGUUCGCCAUAUAUACGGUGCUGUUAAAAGUGAAUGA